AUGACGAGCACACGCUUUGACUUCACCGUGAAGAUCAUCGUGCUAGGAGACAGGAGUGUGGGCAAGAGCUCCUUCCUGGCCUUGCUGGCUGACCACGACCCUGACGUCACGGGCUCCCCCACCAGGUGUCUGGACUACCGGCCCAACGGUCACGUGGAGAUGGACAUGUGCAAGAACGGCAAGAGGAUCCUGGCCAAAGUGGCGGACACUGGGGGUCAGGAGAGGUUCCGAAGCAUCACCGCCUCCUUCUACCGCGGCUCCCAGGGAUGUCUUCUCAUGUUUGACGCCGAGAAACCGGACACUUUCAGUCAUGUGUACACCUGGCACACAGACCUAGAGAUGUACACCAGCAAACAGCCCAUGUCCACAACCCUGGUCGGCGUCAACUCACAGUCCAAUAAACGACAAAUCAUGUCUCAACUGUCUAUUGUGUCCAAAGAUCAAAAUCUCAACUGUCUGUUGUGUUCACAGAUCAAAAUCUCAACAAUCAGCCCCGAUCAAGCUGAGCGGCUGGCCUCCCAGCUAGACAUGCAGUACCUUGAACUUGACCUCUCCCCGACCCGGAAGUCGCUGAGCGCCGUGAAGAUCCUGGAGUCUCUGAUUGGCCGGAUCAUCCUGCACGCCUCCCGCCUGCCCUCGCUCACCAUCGACAUCAUCCCUCACCAGCUCAAACAACACCUGGAGGACUUGCACAAACACGCGCUGGAAGAAGGACAACCCAACAAGUUCAAGUGUUCUUGCUAG
Messenger RNA from Aplysia californica (California sea hare), 744 nucleotides. RefSeq names its product ras-related protein RABC2a-like. The record is from RefSeq and is a predicted model, not a curated record. The transcript has 5 exons. Bases 1 to 744 code for a protein of 247 amino acids. Gene Ontology annotation, molecular function: GTPase activity; GTP binding. NCBI's taxonomy places the organism in Eukaryota, Metazoa, Mollusca, Gastropoda, Aplysiida, Aplysiidae.